Spinacia oleracea (spinach) is the source of this 2753-nucleotide messenger RNA. RefSeq names its product E3 ubiquitin-protein ligase WAV3-like. Lineage: Eukaryota; Viridiplantae; Streptophyta; Magnoliopsida; Caryophyllales; Amaranthaceae. Bases 128 to 2470 code for a protein of 780 amino acids. The transcript is spliced from 2 exons. The record is from RefSeq and is a predicted model, not a curated record.
CUCUCUACUCCAUAUUUCUUUAAUUCUCUUUCUAGUGUACCUUCUGUCCAUUGAAAACACAUUUCCAUAUAUACGUUGUCUAACCUUACAAAAUAAGGAGGAAUUCCACCAAAAAGUUUAAUCAUCCAUGGCUCUAAGACUGCAUCUAACUAUCAUUGGGAAGUGUUCCAUAUGCUCCGAAAGCUUGAAAGAAGGAGAAGACCGAGCAUUGUACAUAUCAGAGUGCUCCCAUGCCUUCCACUACAACUGCAUUCUCUACAAUGCUCUACAUGGGAAUAACAUAUGCCCAACUUGCAACUCCCUUUGGAAAAACCUUCCGUUUCUCAAUGCUUCCCCUACCCCUUACCCUAACAACAAAAUUCACAUCCCUAAUCCACCUCCUCCCCCUAAUUUUUCUCCUAAAUUUCCUCCCAUUCGCCAUCUCCCUUAUGCUGAUGAUGAUCCCCUCUCGUCCUCUACUGCCUCUUCCUCUUUUCCUAACAACAACAAUCACAUUCCUAAGCCACCUCCUCCUCCUCCUCCUCCUAAGUUUCCUCCCAUUCGCCCUCUCCCUUUUGCCGAUGAUGAUCCCCUCCCAUCCUCUCCCGCUACCACUACUGCCUCUUCCUCUUUUCCCCAGUUAAGCGAGUCAGAUACUACCCUUUACCCUACCAACAACGUUCACAUUCACAUUCCUAAGCCGCCACCUCCUCCUCCUCCUAAGUUUCCUCCAAUUCGCCGUAUCUCUUUUGCUGAUGACAAUCCCCUCCCAUCCUCUCCCGUUACCACUAUUGCCUCUUCCUCUUUUCCUGAGCAUGUUGCACUAAGGGAGUCAGAUACUACCCUUUACCCUACCAACAACAUUCACAAUCACAUUCCUAGGCCACCUCCUCCCCCUACUUUUCCUCCCAUUCACAGCUAUCAAGUCCUAUCCUCAACCUUUACUACUACUACCACUACUGCUACUACUACUGCCUCUUCCUCAGCCACACCGCUUCAACAACAGGGUGCCAACAUGACAGUAAAGGCCUUUCCUGAGUAUCCUGCACUAGGUAAGUCAGAACAAUCUAACUCCUUUGCUGUCCUCGUUGGCAUCCAGGCCCCACCUUUGUCUCCAGAAGCUUCUGACAGGUCGACAGACCGGGCCCCAAUCGACCUCAUUGCAGUCCUUGAUGUGAGCGGAAGUAUGACUGGAAACAAGAUAACACUCCUUAAGAAGGCAAUGGUGUUUGUCAUCAACAACUUGGGUCCCACUGACCGACUGUCGAUCAUCACCUUUUCAACCAAAGCCCGACGGGUGACCCCACUUUGGAGGAUGACUGACACAAGGAAAAACGACAGUAUCCACGCUGUCAACUCCAUUGUUGUAGAGGAAGCUACUAAUAUCAUUGCAGGACUUAAAAUGGCUGUACAGGUACUUGACCAGCGUCGAGAGAAGAACCCUGUUUCCAGUAUUCUUCUUCUGUCUGAUGGACAGGACAACGAAAAUGAACCUGGCAAACAUUUUCUCCGCCUUCUUCCAUAUUGUAUCCGCUCAAAUGACACAGAUUCUAGUAAUUCUGCUCAUCAUCAAACUGAUGCAGUAAUUCCAGUCCAUACAUUUGGUUUUGGUUCUGACCAUGAUGCAACUACAAUGCACGCCAUUGCAGACAUAUCACGUGGGACCUUCUCUUACAUUGAAUCAAUCAGGAUUAUCCAGGAUGCUUUUGCCCAGUGCAUUGGUGGACUUUUGAGUGUGGUGGCGCAACAGCUUGAAAUACAGGUGGAAACCGCCUCUGUUAAGGUUCGAAUCCAGUGUAUUCCCUCUGGAAAGCAUAGAAAUAACAUUGGUUACAGUAAAGAACAUGGGGUGAUAUAUCUAGAUAAUGUCUACGCCGAGGAAGUGAAGCAAUUCCUAGUGUACCUUUCAGUUCCACCAGCUGAACUUGGGACUUUGACAACACAACUAUUGGAAGUCAAGUGUUUGUACAUGGACCCACUUUCGAAGCAAAACAAAGUUUCUGAGACAGUUAAAGUAGAGAUUUACAGACCAGAUGUUGAAGACUUAUCUGAGACAGAUAGGCAGGUGUGUUUAGAGGUGAGUAAGGAGAAACACCGCAUCACUGUAGCAAAAGGGAUUGCUCAGGCACAGGCCAUGGCAGAGAGGGGACAGCUACAUGAAGCACAAUCAUCGCUUCAGAAUCAAAUCACGUUUUUGGAAACAGUGCGUGAUUCUGGAUUCGAUGCUGCACACUGUGAGAUGUUGACAGAAGAGGUAAAAGUAGUGAAACAGAUGAUGGCGAGUAAAGGGGUGUAUGAAGGUACAGGGAGGGGUUUUACCAAAUCAAUGAUGUUGUGUCAUGGUUAUCAGAGAGCUGCAACUCAACAAUCCAGCAAAGCCCCUGCAGGACGUUCUGUUGCAAUGAGUUAUCAAACAAACAACAUGAAGAAAAUGGUGAGUAAGUCGCGGAGAAUGCGUCAAGGUGAUGAUGAUCAAGAUUCAAUACCAUAAUCUGCUCAAAACUAGUAACGGUUAAAAGUCAUGCAUGAAGGGUUGGUUGGUUACUUGGUGUCUUGGUCUCUGCAGCAAACUUAAUACUGUAUUUAUUCUUUGGCCAUAAUUUACAGAUUUUUCUCCUAAUAAAUCAAUAAGUUGUGGAAGAUUAAUUUUCAUAUAUGGGUUGAAUUAGUUUUGAACUCGAUCUUAGAAAUGGAAUUUGGUUGUUUGAUUUUUGUACUUCUAAUAAUUAAACUUUUCUCUGCAAUACUAUGUUGUUUCUUGGUUAUACAAUUUA